AUGUCAAAUAGUAACAACCAAUCAUUAGAUAUACUAAAAGAAACAAAACAACAAAGAAAUGAAAGAUUUAAAUCUCAGUUAUAUCAUGCUGGUUUAAAAGGUAUGCUUCAAGGAACAUUAAUUGCUCUUAUAUCAGGAUAUGCACUUUCCUAUAAAUAUAACCAUGGUCCAAACAGGGCAUAUUUUCGAAAUGUAUAUAAGGCUUGGUGGUUUGUUUGUUGGAACAUUGUUGGUAUUACUUUCACUACUGAUAUUGCUAAAAUUAACAUUUCAAGACAAGCUAUGAUUGAAGAUGAAAUUAAGAGAAAUCUGUAUUUGGAACAGGAGAUAGGUAAGGAUGCUAAGUAG
Insectozyma verbasci is the source of this 348-nucleotide messenger RNA. The record is from the annotation of a GenBank genome assembly. NCBI's taxonomy places the organism in Eukaryota, Fungi, Ascomycota, Pichiomycetes, Serinales, Debaryomycetaceae.